Messenger RNA from Laccaria bicolor S238N-H82, 1235 nucleotides. RefSeq lists its product as uncharacterized. The transcript has 6 exons. The record is from RefSeq and is a predicted model, not a curated record. Bases 1 to 1161 code for a protein of 386 amino acids. Lineage: Eukaryota; Fungi; Basidiomycota; Agaricomycetes; Agaricales; Hydnangiaceae.
AUGUAUGGAAGAGCCAACUUCUGGGUGCGCUCCAACUCUAUCAGCGCCGGUCCCAGGGCUCAAGCGCUGGAGCGAGUUUUAUCUCAACUGCGCCAUAGACUACCAUGCCUUUCGCGAAUGGCAGGUACAAGUUUUUUCCAACAACAAAAUUUGAACAAAAUGGUGUUUUGCACCAAAAACAUGCCUCCGAGUUCAAUCAUUGAUGUAGCAAGUGAACGGUAUGCGGAAAUGGUUCGACGCCCACACUCUCAAAGCCCCUUGCGUGGAGUGGCGACAAGAGUUGGUGACAACGAAUACGGUCCAGUGUACACGAUUGACAUUGAUCUCGUCAACCACGACAUCCCUAUUUGCGCCAUUGACUUUCAUUCCUAUGCGCCUCAGGGCCACAAAGUAUCUGCCACGCUUUCCGAACUAGCGAGGCCCUACUUCCGCGUCGUACAGUACCUCAAACAGAACGCUCCUCAGGAAAUCGGUCCUGGUCAAGUCGCGCGAGUUGAAGUCGGGCAAACGCUUUGGAUCUCAAUUUUAGGUGGUGCAAUCCUUGACACUGGGAGAUUAACAAUCCAAAUCUCCCAGCAGCUGGCGCCAUAUGCGGGCACUGCGACCGAGUUUGGCGACCGAGUUUUUAGUGGUGGCAUCAAUCGACGAUCGGCUGUCCCAUUCUUCAAAGCGGGCAUUUUUGGUCAGAUCGUGGUUUGCUACUUCCUAUCCGUCGGCACAUCUGCCGGGGUCAUGUACUACGGGAAAGCUCUUCCAAAGAGCGACGAGCAACCCGGCAUGAAGAUGUAUGUUCCUGGAUCCUCAAGCAAAGAACUCAUGGUCAUCGCGACUUUUGACCGAUCCACUCCAAAGGAAGGCGGCCUUCGCCCUGGUUUUUUCAUGGCCAGGGCCUGUGGGUUGGCGGCGGCUAUCCUCUAUAUUUGUCAGACAAACUCGUUUUACGCUACGCUUUGGACCCAGCACUCUGACACCCUCUUGGAUCCUUGGUACAACAAUCAUAUGAGAAGACAUGUGUUCAAGUUGAGGGGACUGGAUAGGUUGUGGCCUGUGCUUGAUGCUUUGACGUGGCUCUCGGGCGUGCCUUUAGGCAUGCUGGAGAACGGACGGUCGUUUUCAGCAGAUCAAAAUAUGCUGCAUCUUGUUUCGUUAAUUGGUGGAUGAUGGGUGCUGUAGCAAGUGCGUUAGGGAGUGGCAUCCGUGGUUAAUGUCCAUUAUGUACUUCAAGUCAUGUAUCC